This is a messenger RNA of Solanum dulcamara, 1078 nucleotides long. RefSeq lists its product as uncharacterized. The record is from RefSeq and is a predicted model, not a curated record. Lineage: Eukaryota; Viridiplantae; Streptophyta; Magnoliopsida; Solanales; Solanaceae. Gene Ontology annotation, cellular component: ribosome. Bases 299 to 685 code for a protein of 128 amino acids. The transcript is spliced from 3 exons. Gene Ontology annotation, biological process: translation. Gene Ontology annotation, molecular function: structural constituent of ribosome; 5S rRNA binding.
CAUAGAAAAUCUUGUCAUCUUUAACAAAGGCAUAACAUUGUUAGACAACUAGUUUAGUGGAACUGUCACAAAAACAUUUGGGGCCUGAUUAGAUUCAAGACAGGCCCAAUCAAUGGAUUUCAAACUCAAAGCCCAAUACUAUUAGCGGGUUAUAUGGACCCGAAUACCGAAGGAUAUCAGCCCCAAUUUGAAAUUGCGCGAGUCUACUUCGGCGCGUUCAGAUCACUCUCCGUCGACCGGCGAACUUCCUCCUCUCCUGCUCUUUCUCCGGCAAAUCAAGUGAUUGGAUUUUUGAAACAUGACGUUGCUAAAGAGGUAUGUGUUGAGAUUGUUCAUAUCGUUGAAGUACAUCACUGCAAAUGUGGUUGAUAGAAACAACGGACGAAUUGUAGCAACAUCAUCUACGGUUGAACAUUCAGUGAAACAGUCUCUGGAGUGCGGUAGAACUUGCAAUGCAAAGGCAGCAGCAAUCGUAGGAGAAGUGUUGGCAAUGCGUCUCAAAGUGGAGGGUCUUGAUCAGGGGCAAGAAAACGGGAUCCAUGUCAAUGUAAAUAAGGAGGUUGAGAAGAAAGGUUUCAAGAAUCGCACAAAAGUCUGGGCUAUAGUUAACGGCCUUAAGAACAAUGGAGUGAAACUUAUUUUGGAUGACAAUGAAAAUGACAUUUCUCGCCCUAACUUCCACUAGAAUAGUGCGUUGAUCCUCCUAUCACAUGCCUACAAGGUCUCGCUACUAUAGUUGAAGAAGGUGGAGUCAUAGUUGAGCCUGGGCAACUGAGAUGGAAUAGAACGAGAUCAACACGUAUUUGCAGAUCCAAGAUUUGCAGUGUAGCCGUCCACAAUUGGGUUCACGGUCAAAUAUUUAGUAGAUUUCUUUAAUACAUAUUCUGCAGGACUUAAGAUGGCAGUCUCAUCUUACUCGCUUUCUUCGUACAAUUUAGACCAGUUUUUUUUCAUCAUCUAUCUAAAGUUUCAGCUUAACAGAGCUCAAAUAAACAAGUUGUUGUGUAUCCAGUUCUAAAUUUUGUAUUGUAGAUUUGUAAUGAUCGUUGCAAUCAAUAAAUUGCUGAAUUCAUACAUA